AGCUCGCAAACACAGGCGGAACAUCCAUUUGGAAAGUAGACAAUAGGAGCAGGAAAGAGUAUCUGCGUGGUGCAGCCAUGAACGUCUUCCGACUGACUGGAGAUCUCUCGCACUUGGCGGCAAUCAUCAUCUUGCUGCUGAAGAUCUGGAGAAGCAGGUCGUGUGCAGGUAUCUCUGGAAAGAGUCAAAUCCUGUUUGCGAUUGUGUUCACCACACGCUACUUGGACCUGCUGACCUCCUUUAUCUCGUUCUACAACACAUGCAUGAAGGUGAUCUACAUCGGCUGUGCGUACGCCACGGUCUACCUGAUCUACGCCAAGUUCCGCGCCACUUACGACGGAAAUCACGACAGCUUCAGGGUGGAGUUCCUGGUCGUCCCCGUCGGGGGUCUGUCCGUCCUCAUCAACCACGACUUCUCCCCGCUUGAGAUCCUGUGGACCUUCUCCAUCUACCUGGAGUCGGUGGCCAUCCUCCCUCAGCUCUUCAUGAUCAGCAAAACGGGCGAGGCGGAGACCAUCACCACCCACUACCUGUUCAGUCUGGGCCUGUACCGGGCCCUCUACCUCUUCAACUGGAUCUGGCGCUUCUACUUCGAGGGCUUCUUCGACAUGAUCGCCGUCGUCGCCGGCGCGGUCCAGACCAUCCUCUACUGCGACUUCUUCUACCUUUACGUCACCAAAGUGUUGAAAGGCAAGAAACUGAGCCUGCCGGCAUAAGAAGGUUGGCGGCAGCAGACCCAGCGCGCGCCCAGAUUGAAACCACGGAACGUCAUGAGCUUCCGGCAAAAAGGAUACAUACGCCUGAGACAAGAGAGCCAACUUCACAGGGAAAAACACUAUUGAUGAUCAGCGAUGGAAGUGGUCCACGCCCACCAACACCACAGCUGAACUAAGGUCCUUCCAAGGUCCACCGUGGGAUUUCUGCGUUCUUCUUGCCUUCAACUUCUUUGCAUUGCUGUCCAAAUAGAAGACAGGCUCCUCCCCCCUCCCCCAACACAACCCGAGGUGCAUAUGCUUUUUCUUUUUGUUUGUUUGACAAUGUCACAAAUUGGGCAAUAACCUUGUUAAGGGAAUGCACAAAUGUACAGUCUUAGUAAAACAAAAAAGAGUGCCUGAUGACAGUUAUUGUCCUCACAGUAUUUUUUUAAUUGUAAUACAUGUAUCCCGAACACAUUUCUGCUCUAUAAGAAACAUAUUUUCAUAAUGACACAACCCACAUAUUUAACUGCACUCCAUCUCUCUUAGUUGUGUACUGUAGUUCCAGUUCAACUAACCCUGUGAUUAUUUCCACUUCAAAUGAAAGUAUCAAUCGUGCAGCAAGUCAGGAAUGGCAUUUUUCAUUUAGAAAUCACUGCUCAGUAGGAAUAACUUAGUAGCUUUCCAAAGGGUUAUUGUUUUGUUUUUUUGCAUAUCACCUCCAUUAAAGAUUUUAUGACAAUUGCCGUAGACUGUUG
Molecule: messenger RNA, 1453 nt
Organism: Nerophis lumbriciformis (worm pipefish)
Lineage: Eukaryota; Metazoa; Chordata; Actinopteri; Syngnathiformes; Syngnathidae
Product: ER lumen protein-retaining receptor 2
Biological process (GO): protein retention in ER lumen
Cellular component (GO): membrane
Molecular function (GO): ER lumen protein retrieval receptor activity
Source: RefSeq, a predicted model, not a curated record